UGGUGCCUGGCGGUGUCUGGCAUGUGUUGCCCGCGUGGCUGCCUGCUCCUGUCUGUGUGUACGUGUGUCUGUGUGUAAGUCGGCGUCUGCGCUAGAAGGCGAAGGCUGUGCUCGGUGGAGUGUCGUGAACGUGUGUGUGACUUGACGUUCGGGGACUCGUACAUACCACCUUUCUUUACCACCUCCUGUACGCCGUGUCCGCUUCUGCCGCAACCAUGGACCCAGCCUUCGAGGGAGCCGGCUCAGAGGAGGGCCUGCAGAUCUGGAGAAUCGAGAACUUCGAGGUUGUGCCGUACCCGAAGGAGAAGUACGGCCAGUUCUACAGCGGCGACUCCUACAUCGUCCUCUACACCAAUGACAUCAACGGAAACAAGAGCUGGGACCUCCACUUCUGGCUGGGCGCCGAGACCUCACAGGAUGAGGCUGGCGCUGCUGCCAUCAAGACGGUGGAGCUGGACGAUACGCUGGGCGGCGUGCCCGUCCAGCACCGCGAAGUCCAGGACCACGAGUCGUCUCUCUUCCUCUCCAGGUUCAAGAAGGGCGUGAGGUAUCUGAAGGGCGGCGUGGCCUCGGGCUUCCGCCACGUGGAUCCCGACGCGCCCUACCCUGCCAGGCUAUUCCACGUCAAGGGCCGAAGGAACGUGCGCGUCAAGGAGGUGGAGGCUACCGUGGCCUCCAUGAACAAGGGUGACUGCUUCAUCUUGGACUGCGGCGGCCAGGUGUUCGUGUACAUGGGCCCCGCCAGCCGCAGGAUCGAGCGUCUCAAGGCCAUCACCGCCGCCAACGCCAUCAGAGACGACGACCACGCGGGCAAGGCCAAGGUGUUGGUCAUUGAUGAGUCUGCCACUGAGAGUGAGGUGGGCGACUUCUUCACUGGUCUGGGCGAGGGAUCACCAGAUGACGUCGCCGAUGAAGCCGCAGGUGCUGACGAUGCAGUCUUUGAGCGCUCUGAGGCGAGUGCUGCGACUCUGUAUCAUGUGUUUGAGGACAGCAGCGGAGCAAUGCAGAACAAGAAGAUUGGAGAAAAACCACUCCUGCAGUCCAUGCUAAACUCUGGGGAGAAUGCUCAGGACUGCUUCCUGCUGGACACUGGCUCGGGGGUCUACGUGUGGAUCGGCAGUGGCUCCAGCAAGCAGGAGAAGGUCAAGAGCAUGGAGAUGGCUGCUGCAUACAUGGAGCAACAAGGCUACCCCAAGUGGAAGAGUGUGCAGCGUGUGGUGGAGAAGGCCGAGCCUGCAGUGUUCAAGUCAUACUUUAAGACAUGGAAGGAGCCCACAGAACAAACAGGGUUGGGCAGAAUUUUCAAUGAGAGGCAAAUUGCUGCAAUGACAGCAGUUGAUGCAGACUUUGACCCGAGCACCCUCCAUGCUGAGAAGCGUCGCCUCCUGCAGAAGAAUGCUGGACCUGCCAUUGGCUUCAUGCCUGAUGAUGGCUCAGGCCAGAUUGAGACUUGGCGAAUUGAGAACUUUGAGUUGGAGCCUGUGGACGAGGGCACGCGGGGCUUCUUCUUUGGUGGUGAUUCUUACGUCAUGAAGUACACCUAUGAGAUCAAUGGCAACGAGCGCUACAUCCUCUACUUCUGGCAGGGAGUUGCCAGCAGCCAGGAUGAGCGAGCUGCUUCUGCCAUCCAUACUGUUCGCCUCGACAAUGAGCUUAACGGCAAGGCUGUGCAAGUGAGAGUGGUGCAAGGCUCUGAACCCGCCCACUUCCUGAGGAUCUUUAAGGGCCAGAUGGUGGUGUUCCUGGGUGGCAAGGCGUCCGGCUUCAAGAACGUGCAUGACCAUGACACCUACGACGUGGAUGGCACCCGUCUCUUCAGGGUGCGAGGGACUUGUGAGCUGGACACCCGGGCCCAGCAGGUGGCGGAGGAGGCAGGGUCACUCAACUCCGAUGAUGUGUUUGUCCUCGAGACCCCAGCUAAGACUUACCUUUGGAUUGGCAAGGGCGCCAGUGAGGAGGAGAAGGCCAUGGGGGAGAAGGUUGCAGCGAUGGUGUCCCCUGACAGGGAGCUGCAGACGCUGGCUGAGGGCGAGGAAGAGGAUGACUUCUGGACGAGUCUGGGAGGCAAGGGAGAGUACCAGACCAGCAGGGACGUGGACAGGCCACUGCUGUACCCACGCCUCUUCCACUGCACCAUCUCUCCAGCUGGCUGCCUCCGGGUUAAUGAAGUGUCUCACUUCUCCCAAGAGGACCUGAAUGAGGAUGAUGUGAUGGUGCUGGACUCCGGUGACGAGGUCUAUGUCUGGGUUGGCCGAGGCUCGGAUGACCAGGAGAAAGAAAAGGCUUUUGCUAUGGCGGAGAACUACAUCAAGACUGACCCAACGGAGCGUUCGCUGGACACAACAGUGAUCGUGCGCGUCAACCAGGGAGAGGAGCCUGCCUCCUUCACCUCCAUCUUCCCUGCCUGGAACCCGGACCUCUGGGAGCUGUGCCCCAGCCCUGAUGCGAUGCCACAAAUGAUUGAAAACAAUAUAGUCCAUAAUAUUAAAGAAGAAAGCGAAAAUAUUACCAAAGAUCAACAGUUGAAGGUUGAGGAAGCGCCAGCACAGAAAGAGCACCCUGCUGCUAGUUGUUGCUGUUGUCAAUGAGAGUAAAGAGCUGCCAAGCUAUGAGGAUGUGAAGACCCGCCUGGCAGAGAGCAACGCUGCACUGGGCUAGACCACCAUCCCUACUGCUGCCCUCACCUGUGGAGAGAAGAACCGUCACAAUUAUCUAGACAAAUAAUCCAGUGGUGCUUUCUGCUUAUUGGUGGUGUGGUUAUUUUUGUAGGCGUGUGUUGGGCAAGUGCUCACGGCCAGUGCCUUCCUAACUCAACUAUUUGGUGUAGAUGCUGUUUGCCUUUGUAGUCUUGCCAGCUCAUCUGAUUGAAGGCCUUCGGAAGUCCCGAGCACAAACAUUCCCAAAUUGUCACAGUAUUGAUGUCCACAGAACUGGGAAACAUUUUAUAACAGGAACCAUCUGUUCUAGUUUGUAAUGUGAAAUUUUUUUACCAGAAAUGAGAUAGUAUUAUUAAUAUUAUUCCUGAUAUUCAAUAUAUCUGAAUCACAUAAUUUAUAUAGAUGAAUCAAUUGUAAUUUAAUAUAUCCUAUUAUAGAUAAAACCCUUUAUAUACUAUAAAUAAUAGAAAAAUCACAGGGAAGUGAGCUUAUUUUAUAAAAUAGUAGUUUAUAGCUUAAAUUUUUAGUGCUUCAGAGCCUCAAGCAUUUACUGAUUAUAGGUUCUGAACAGCCAGAUCAAGAGUAAUGUCUGAGGGGGUGAGAGGUCAGAGUGCUCUUAAAACAGUGCUACAAUAGAUCUAGCUUAAAUGGUGAAGCUUUGAGGAAUCUUCCACUUCAUUCUCUUCUUACUCAUCUCAAAAUUAAUUAAGCUGAGUGUUUGAUUGAAACUCCACUAGAUCUAGCGUGCUGCAGAAUGUUUAGUUUUGUGCUUCAGUGAUUGCCCGGAAUGGAUGGAACAGAUACACUACCAGUUUUCCGUUGUACCGGAGCAUGAAAAUCCAAGAGGCAGAGUGUGUGCUGACUGAGGCUAGUGGUAGUGCUGCACACUGAAGAUAAAAAAUGUUUGGUUCACUUAAGCUUCACACAUUGGUACUUAAUUCUUUCUAUCUAGUCACUUUGUAGAAAUUUUGGUGACUUCUUGAUUUGCACAAAUAAAAAUUAAUAAAAUGUCA
This is a messenger RNA of Eriocheir sinensis (Chinese mitten crab), 3670 nucleotides long. Its product is annotated as gelsolin, cytoplasmic-like. The transcript is spliced from 22 exons. The record is from RefSeq and is a predicted model, not a curated record. Bases 216 to 2588 code for a protein of 790 amino acids. NCBI's taxonomy places the organism in Eukaryota, Metazoa, Arthropoda, Malacostraca, Decapoda, Varunidae. Gene Ontology annotation, molecular function: actin filament binding; phosphatidylinositol-4,5-bisphosphate binding. Gene Ontology annotation, biological process: actin polymerization or depolymerization; barbed-end actin filament capping; actin filament severing. Gene Ontology annotation, cellular component: actin cytoskeleton; cytoplasm.